AUGCUCUCCGCUAGACCGGCAUGUCGGGCUUGCCAACUGGGCAGGAGUGUUGGGCGGACAUUUUCGACUACCCCAAGAGCGGACAAGGACAAGCUGGUUGUGCUCGGGAGUGGAUGGGCUGGCUACAAUGUAGCAAGGCAAGUCGACAAGUCCUUGUAUGAUGUGACCGUCGUCUCACCUCGGUCUCACUUCUCCUUCACACCUUUUCUAGCAAGUGCGGCGGUCGGCACCCUCGAAUUUAGAUGUACAACUGAGCCAAUAAGAGGAAUCAAGGAGGUCAAAUAUGCGCAAGGCUGGGCCAAUACUAUCGAUUUUGAUGCGAAAAAGGUCGAAGUUGAGCCAGCGGUGCCAGCUAUGCCUGAUUUCGACGCCGACCUGGCUAAUACCCCUCAUCCGCCUGUGGAGAAGGGGAUGUACAAGCUGGACUACGACAAGCUGGUCAUAGCCGUUGGAGCAUACUCUGCUUCAUUUGGUAUACCUGGUGUAGCAAAGCACGCGCAUUUCUUGAAGGAUGUGCAGGACUCGCGAGCUAUUCGAAUGCGUCUCUUAGAAAUACUAGAGCAAGCUUCUCUCCCCAGUAUCUCUCAAUCUCAACGCGAGAACCUCCUCCGGAUAGCCAUAGUAGGCGGUGGGCCCACCGGCGUCGAGUUCUCAGCCGAGCUACACGACUUUGUCGAGCAGGACGUGUACCGCCUAUACCCGCACUUGAAAGGCCUGGUCAAUAUUACGCUAUAUGAUGUCGCACCGCACAUCUUGCUGAGUUUCGAUGAGAGCCUUCGAGAUUACGCAGAACGCAAGUUCAAGCGGAAUGGUGUGGCUGUACGGGGAGGAAGUAAGGUUCUAGCGGUCGGAGAGGACUGGCUGGAACUAGAUGGGAUUGGCAGAGAAGCCUUCGGUUUACUGGUCUGGAGCACAGGGUUAUCCGCAAAUCCCUUCGUCGAGCGCCUCGAGGGUGUAUCGCACGAUGACAAGACCAAGUUGCUGGUCACGCCUCACCUCAAUCCCGUCAACCCAGCGGGUCAACCCAUCCCCUCCGUCUACGCGAUUGGCGACAAUGCGACCCCAGCUUCCGGCGAUCGACUGCCCGCUACCGCGCAAGUAGCGAGCCAGAUGGCCAAGUACAUCAGCAAGCGGCUUAACGGGAUUGCCACUGGCGAAGUCGAGGGUGAGGGCAAAGGAGAGGGCUUCGAGUGGAAGAAUAGGGGCAGUAUGGUGUUUGUAGGGGACUACCGAGCGGUAGUAGAUCGCUCGGCAUCCUCCGUGUCUGGGAUCCGCGCCAGGAUCUCGGGGCUGGUAGCGUGGGUAAUGUGGCGGUCGUACUACAUGACUCUUGCUAUGGGGUGGCGGAACAAGCUCCUGGUGCCGAUGUACUGGACCCUCGCUAUAUUUUUUGGUCGGGAUAUUACGCGUAAGUGCUGCUCAUAG
Molecule: messenger RNA, 1425 nt
Organism: Dioszegia hungarica
Lineage: Eukaryota; Fungi; Basidiomycota; Tremellomycetes; Tremellales; Bulleribasidiaceae
Product: pyridine nucleotide-disulfide oxidoreductase-domain-containing protein
Exons: 11
Coding region: 1-1425 (474 amino acids)
Molecular function (GO): NADH dehydrogenase activity
Source: RefSeq, a predicted model, not a curated record